Messenger RNA from Labeo rohita (rohu), 2376 nucleotides. It is a transcript of the gene snx16, whose product is annotated as sorting nexin 16. Gene Ontology annotation, molecular function: phosphatidylinositol binding. NCBI's taxonomy places the organism in Eukaryota, Metazoa, Chordata, Actinopteri, Cypriniformes, Cyprinidae. Bases 180 to 1151 code for a protein of 323 amino acids. The record is from RefSeq and is a predicted model, not a curated record. The transcript is spliced from 8 exons. Gene Ontology annotation, biological process: endosome to lysosome transport; early endosome to late endosome transport; protein targeting to lysosome. Gene Ontology annotation, cellular component: early endosome; extrinsic component of endosome membrane; late endosome.
UCGCCUCAGUUCGACGCGCUUCAUCAAAACAAUGUGUUUUUUUGUUUGUUUGUUUCAAGUGUACGUUACGCGUCAUUUCCGCCGUGGCGUCAUGACGUUUUUCCGGCCGAGCGUCAGGCGGUGGAUGGAGGAAUAACAUUGAGCAAAAUACAGCCGUGACUGUGAGCGUGUGUGGAGCGAUGGCCACACCGUUUGUUCCGGUACCCGUGCCCAUUGACCGAGCUCCGCGGCCGCAGAGAGCCGCGUCUGUGGGCGGCGACUCCUCGGGACGGAGAGCAGCAGCGGCCGCGGCUCUGGACAGAUGCUUCACUCCGCCGUGCCCGAGUCCCGUCAUCCGCGCCAGGCUCAACGGGACCGAGCGCUCGGUGGAAUAUUCCAGCUCCCCGCAUCCGGACAGCCCGCCAGAGACUCCGGGACAGAGCUGGGAGGAGCGGCCCAUCACGCCCACUGUCCUGGGGUACGAGGUGAUGGAGGAGAGGGCCAAAUUUACAGUCUAUAAAGUUCUGGUGAGGAAGACUCUGGACGAGAGCUGGGUCGUGUUCAGACGCUAUACUGACUUCUCAAGACUCAACGACAAGCUGAAGGAGAUGUUUCCUGGGUUCAGACUGUCUCUUCCUCCGAAGCGCUGGUUCAAAGACAACUAUGAGACGGAGUUCCUGGAAGACAGACAGCUGGGUCUGCAGGCCUUCCUCCAGAACCUCGUGGCCCAUAAAGACAUCGCCAACUGCGUGGCGGUUCGCGAGUUCCUGUGUCUGGAUGAUCCUCCUGGUCCGUUUGACAGUCUUGAGGAGAGCCGGGCGUUCUGUGAGACUCUAGAGGAGAGUAACUACAGGCUUCAGAGGGAACUUCUUGAAAAACAGCGAGAGAUAAACUGCUUAAAGAAAACACUUGAAGAGAAGGAGCGCCACAUUCAAAUGCUGGAAAGACGAAUCAACGGGGACGUUCUCACUCCAGACAGUCCGUGCUGCGCGUCCGGUGCGGGGAGCGACUGCAGUGUGGACGUCGAGUCUUCUGCUGCUGAGGCCGAUCAGGAGCUGCCUGAUGAAAGCGAGUGUGCGGUUCGGUCGUCUCAGAGCUCCGUGUGUUGGUGCGGUCCGGCCGUCAGUGGCACGUCUCCUCCUGUCAUUCAGGUCACUCAUCUGGAACACUGAGCGCCUCUUCCUCUUGUUUUUUUUGGUUCCUGUGUGCGUGUUCCUGCGUGCGGCCGUGAUGGAGGAGGCACCGUGUGAUCUGUUCGCUCGGCUCGUGUUUAACGGCAGCCAAAGAGAGAGACGUUUAGGCCAAAGGCCCCGACACAAACACGCCCCACAACGUCAGGAAGCGGAAUCACGCAGACAAUCAACUUUUGUUUUGGGGUAUAAAUGAGUGAGACUGACACACGUGACUGGUGUUCGUCUCUGCUGGGCUUUUCCACGUGUCGUCAGUUCAGAUGGUGACGUCACUCCUCAGAUUUCCUGCACUCGUACAUUUGGAUUUUAGGCGUCUCACUCGUGGUCGUAAUCGCACGGCGAAACACAGUUAGGGUGAGUUUUUAGUUACGUUUUCUGCGUCACCCAAAGCCAUAUUUAGUGCUGAUCACAGCCGAGGCCUAACGCUCCUGUCUGCGCUCGGUCUGCAGCAGGACACGUCGUGCACUUUACGGUGCUGAGGGAUUAUGGGAUGGAUGCUUCUACACUACUUGAUGAAAUCAUGUCGAACACCACGUUAAAGCUUCGAUUGAAGCCGUGUGCCUUCCUGCAGAGUUUCACUGAUGACACGUGCCUUGCUUCUUUUCCCUCAGCAGAGUUUUCCGUAUUUAAAUGACGUACAUAUUCAAAUUUGCUUUCCGUUGGCUUUACCUGGGUUAGGGUUGUUUCUUAGAUGUUUCAGAAUGUCUCUUCAUGUUUUUGUGCUUGUUUUAUUGAUCAAGUUUGUACUCAGCCAAAGGAAUUGAGAUGAUAUACAAGAAGUAGAUGAAGUGAAGCGCUGCUCUUGCCAUCGACUGUGAUUUAAACUCCAUUGAACUCUGUUUUCUUCACGUUUACAGCAAUAUCACGAACGUUUGUAUGUCACAUUUUGUCUCGGUUGCUUCUGAUUGUCGUUUCCAGUUCAUGUUUCUUGAGGUAAUGGUUCCAGCAACAGCAACUGUUAUGCAGAUAUAGCAAUGAGGACUGUGGAUGAACUGAGAAAUAUUUUUGGGGGUGGAUUUUACAAUGUUAGGGUCAUUAGAAAUGUAUUUAAUAAAAAAGGCUGCUUUGUGUCAGGAAACUUUGGUUGGAGAUGUGAUGCGAGUCUCUGUGAAUAGUUGAAUACAGUGUGGAGUUAAGCUUGUCACUUUCUUUUAAAGAUCAGAGAUCUAAAACUGAGCUGUGUGAGAAAUCAAAUAAAUAUUUCAUU